ACAGCAAAGGCCCGUCGGCCUCCUCGAGACGGACCUCGACGCGCCCGUUGAUCCCGAGGAGGCCGCUGCUAGCAAGAAGGCCCGCAGCCUCCUGAACCUCAACCAUCAGCAUAACGGGCACCAUCAGUGUCACCAUCACCAUCACCAUCAUCUCCAGCACCACCAUCACCGUCAUCCCCAGCAACAGCAGCUCGGCGAGGAGUUGCUCGACGACGAUGUAGACGACGACGAAUGCUGCCAGGGCAGGGCCGCUUGUCACCUCGACCAUCACCGUGGAAAGCCCGGGAGCGAGGCUGCCGCCGGACACCAGCGACCUCACAAAUCCAUGGAGUUCCUCCUUGACAAGGAGAAUCUGCACUUUGUACAGCCGCCCGAGAACGAGCUGCAGAAAGUGGGCGAACGGGUGCCAUCGGAACACGAGCUCAGGGUGCAAAGAUCCCUUCAACGGUUGAACGUCCCGGAAUGGUACAAGAACUCAUCGGCCGUCCGGGAUGGAGGCGGCUUCCGGCUCAAGAGACACUCGGAUGCUUCGCAACACGGGGGAUGGCGAGCCCUCGGCUCCAAGACGACAUCCCUCUCGUCGCUAUCCUCGUCUUCCAAUCGACAGCCAACCCCAGAAUUAGCAGAGUCUAAUCGAACCUCUUGUCCCGCAGGUACACUCCUGAGCCCGAGCCCGACGCCGCCAGUUUUCUCCAGAUGGAGCACGAGUUUACUAAACAGCGCGGGAAGCUCACCCGCGAGUUCCGCUCGCUCCUCCUUCAAUCAUCGGCAACCCUACCUUGGUUGGCGCUCGCAGGAGCGACUGGCCAAUCCUCGCACACCCGCGGAGCGACUCGCCCAGGGUAUUCUGCCCCAGCUGCAAAAUUCAAGCAAGCAGCAACAGCAGCAACAGCAUCAGCAGCUGGUCAGCGGCGAGGCGAGCGAGGAGGGCGGCUCGACCUCGGGUGCCUGCCCCGAGGAUUUGGGCAGCGGCUUCACGAGCCUGAGCGAUGGCCCCGGCAGCCUAUUCCUCGAUCUCGCGCAGGCGCAUCGGCAGCCGGAGCUAGUGGAGCACCAGGAGCGCUUCGAGUCGCCCUCGCCCACUCAGCAACAGCAGCACCACCGAAGCCGCAAUCGGCACCGCUCCGAGGGCGAGCAGCACCAUCACAGGCAUCAGCAUCACCAUCGUCAGCAUCAGCAGCAGCACCAGCACCAACGUGCCACGGGUCAGCGUCGCAGGAGCGAGGGCUCGCCCCAGCGUGGCCCCCGCGGUCACCGUCGCGUCUCUCUCGGCGGGCCCGAGCCCGGGGACGAGCGCCCGGUCCGCUGCCGUAACGGCAAGUGCCCCAACAGUGCGAGUCCCGCGGAGGCGCGACGCAGCUACAAGAGCUGCCACAAUUGCAGCAGCCUCUACUGCUCGCGGGAGUGCCGCAGGGCCCACUGGCAGCGCCACCGCAAGACCUGCCUCUACUCCCGGGCGAGCGGCCUCUGCGUCCAGGUCCUCUCGAGCGUGAAGCGCGACCCCGCUAGCCUCGGGCACGUUUCGGCGCUGGCGCGGCGGGGCUUCGCCUCCCAGGGCCGUGGCGCGGUGCGCUGCUUCUUCGCCAGUCCAGAACUUGCCGAGAGCUUCGUCGCCGGGGGCCUGCAAGAGCUUGGCGAGCCGGCCUACGUGCGCUGGUCGGACAUCCUGCCGAGCGAGAUGGGCGCCGAGCUUUACGCGGAGGCUGUGCGACUCUGCGAGUCUUACAAUCCGGAGACGAGGCUCGUCGUCUAUGUCUCGGUGUGCGUAGUGCGGGAGGUGCCGAGCGCCGGGGGCGGCCCAGUCAUGUGGGAGCGCCAGCCGGUCUCGCGGUGCGCCAAGCUGAAGCUCGAGGGCUCGAGGAGGACUGCCGGGCAGACGUUGUUGCCGCCGCUGCCGCCACCACCGCCGUUGCCACUGCUGCCGCCUCCGUUGCAGUCGCCGUCGCAGUCGAAGUCGCAGCAGGUCAAGGGCUCGUUCGAGAGGGAAUCGGAGCCGGAAGCCGAGGGGGCGCGAACGGAGCCGAGAUCGGAUGAGGACGGGCCCCGCAUUAGUAGGGAGAUGGAGAGCCCGGAGACCCUGGUGCUGACGUCGAGUCCACCGGAGGUGGGGCUCACGAGCCCGAGGCAUCAUCGCGUGAUCGGAUUCGAGAAUAUACAGCGGGAGUUGCGACACCGCGGUGUCUCGCUCAGGCGCCACUUCCCCCAGGUCUACGGCAAGCUGUGCGCCUACGUGGACGGCGGUGUCGAGAGAUUCGCGCCUGUGACCAUCUACCCGAGGGACCAGGCCAGCGGCAGGAGCUUCAUGUGCAUCAUCAUGCUGGACGCGGAGCCGGAACGGCUUCGACUGCUACCUACGGACUCCUCGAGGCUCCGGACCGUUGACGUGGGCCUCGAGGUCCCGGCCGAAUGA
Messenger RNA from Ceratosolen solmsi marchali, 2410 nucleotides. NCBI's taxonomy places the organism in Eukaryota, Metazoa, Arthropoda, Insecta, Hymenoptera, Agaonidae. The record is from RefSeq and is a predicted model, not a curated record.